CACCCACCCUUUCCCCCAGUUUCUUUCUCUCCCGCCUCCCCCUCCCCCCGCCCCUCCCCCUCCUCCCAGGACCCUCUCCCCUGAGCGCUCGGCCGGCACCGGCGGCUGGGAGUCAUGCGCGGCCUCUCCGGGCUCGCGGCGCUGCGGGGGCUGCUGUGCGGCGCGCGGGCCCUGGGCCCCAGCCUGCUCGCGCGCUCCUGCUCGGCCCCCGAGCCCCCCUCUUCUACAGAAGGACCCUCCUGGACCCGGGAGCGGACACUGGUUGCGGUGAAGCCAGACGGGGUACAGCGGCGGCUAGUCGGGGAUGUGAUCCAGCGCUUUGAGAGGAGGGGCUUCAAGCUGGUGGGGAUGAAGAUGCUGCAGGCCCCAGAGAGGAUCCUUGCUGAGCACUACCACGAUCUGCAGAGGAAGCCCUUCUACCCAGCCCUCAUCAGCUACAUGAGCUCCGGCCCGGUGGUGGCCAUGGUCUGGGAAGGCCCCAAUGUGGUCUGCACCUCGAGGGCCAUGAUAGGCCACACUAACUCUGCCAAGGCUGCCCCUGGCACCAUCCGGGGAGACUUCAGCACCCACGUCAGCAGGAAUGUCAUCCAUGCCAGUGACUCCGUGGAGGGGGCCCAGAGAGAGAUCCAGCUGUGGUUCCAGAGCAGUGAGCUGGUGGACUGGGCAGAUGAAGGCCACCUCAGCAGCAUCUACGCAGCCUGAGCACGCAGGCACCCGCAGUCACCCUGGCAUCCACUCAGGACCAGCUACCUCUGUCGACAAGAACUUGAGCUCACACCCACGCUCUGCCCAUCUGUCCCAGACCACCUCCCUGUCCACCUUCUGCCCCACUCCAGCCCCAGAAUG
Messenger RNA from Bubalus bubalis (water buffalo), 846 nucleotides. RefSeq names its product NME/NM23 nucleoside diphosphate kinase 4 (gene NME4). Gene Ontology annotation, molecular function: nucleoside diphosphate kinase activity. NCBI's taxonomy places the organism in Eukaryota, Metazoa, Chordata, Mammalia, Artiodactyla, Bovidae. The record is from RefSeq and is a predicted model, not a curated record. The coding region runs from base 115 to 702 and encodes 195 amino acids. Gene Ontology annotation, biological process: GTP biosynthetic process; CTP biosynthetic process; UTP biosynthetic process. The transcript is spliced from 5 exons.